CGCCUAAAAGGUGCUUCGCCUGCUGAUCCUACCAGGGAGGAGGCUCGCAGUCUGCAGGGUGGGGCAGUUAAGGUGUGUCUGCCUAUUGACUCUGUGCGUAGCGACAGACACCGCGGCUCGGGGUAAAGUCUGCUCCUCCUCACAGAGAGCACAAGUGCACGAAUAGACGAGUUUCUUUUGAGCUUUUAACGCAGACACUGAUCCAUCAUCUGUCACUCUCCGGACGACUAACUUUCGGUGGAGUCCAGCUUCCUCCUACGGACCGGGACAGAGUCCGUCAAAAACAUUUUUAAAAAUGGCGAAUGUUUUAAUUUUCAACAUCUGCCUGCUGUUGAUCCUGUCCCCCGUGGAGUCCUGUUUUAUCCCGAACUCUCUAUACGUACGCGUGCCACAAACAAUCCCGGCUGGAUACGAAAUCACAAAAGUGGAAGUUGCCGACUGUGACACUAAUUCAAUGCAGUUAACUUUGAAGGACCCAAGUUUUACAAUAAAGAGGAAUGGAGCAAUAGAAGCGUUAACGCCGGUGUCAGUGGCGACAGGAGGGCGGACAUUUUCUGUGUGGGUUCAAGACAACGGUGGGCCGGAAAGUGAGAUGGAAGUUCAUCUUGUCCACAGUACAAUACAGGAAAGAGAGCACACAGGCCCAGGCUUCCUGAAGCGCUCCAAGAGACGCUGGAGUCCCCCACCCUUCAACAUAUUAGAGAAUGAUAAAGGACCUUUUCCAAAAGACAUUGAAAAGAUUGUAUCAGAUUCAUCAGGCAAGUACGAUGUGUACUACACCUUCAGUGGACCUGGUUUUAAUCAGCAUCCAGAGAGAGUGUUCACUCUUGACCGGUAUACUGGAAUGUUAACUGUGCACAAGUCUGUUGAUCGUGAAGAGUUCCCAUCGUUUACAUUACUAUGUAAAGUUUUCGACCAAAAAACAAAUCAGGAAACAGACUCACCUUUGCCCAUCAACAUAAUUGUAGAUGACGUGAAUGACAACGCUCCCACAUUCAAAGACCAAAUGCAGUAUACUGUGCUCGAGAAAAGCAAUGCAGGGACAAUGGUAGGCACAGUAAAUGCUACAGACAGAGACUUAAAAGGAUCCCUCCACGUCAAGAUCAGGUAUACUCUCUUGACUGGAUUAGAUCUGUUUACCAUCAACCCAAAUACCGGAGUCAUCACCACAGCAACUAACACCCUGGACAGAGAGGUAAAAGACAAGCAUAUGGUGACAGUACAAAUCAAAGAUAUGGACGGUGCAGUAAAUGGUCUGUCCAACACAGGAACAGCAACCAUUACUCUGGGUGAUAUCAACGACAACCCACCAACUUUCACAAAAACAUCUUAUGAUGCCAUGGUCAAAGAAAACGAAAAUGAAAAACUUAUCCUCCGAAUUCCCGUUGAAGAUAAGGAUUUAAUAAAUACACCAAACUGGAUUUCCAAAUUCAUCAUCACUAAAGGAAAUGAAAAUGGAAACUUCAGAAUCGAUACUGACCCCAAAACAAACGAGGGUCUUUUGUAUGUCUCGAAGCCCUUAGAUUAUGAGAAGACCAAAAAUGUAAAGCUUGAGAUUAUGGCACGUAAUGAAGCUGAGCUGAGUGGCACCAGUGCCCAGUGGAAGUCUGUCCCUGUGGAUGUCCAUGUCACUGAUGUCGAUGAGGGUCCGGAAUUCACAGCUCCUACCAUCCGCUUCACUGUCAAAGAGAACACGCCAAACGGCACUGUGAUAGGAAGUUACACAGCUGUAGAUCCUGAAACCAAGAGCAGCAACGGCAUCAUGUAUUACAAGGUCACAGAUCCAGCCUCCUGGAUCAAUGUCGACAGAAACACCGGCGAGCUGAAGGUUGCAAACACUAUUGACAGAGAGUCACCCUUCGUCCAGAAUGGAAUUUACAACAUCACCAUAAAGGCUGUUGAUGCUAGCUCCAAGACAGGCACAGGAACAGUCAUCAUUGUGGUGGAGGAUGUCAACGACAACGUGCCAACGAUCCCCACCAGUGAGCUGGUGUUGUGUGAGAAGGAAGGAGAGCUUGGCUCUGUGCUGGUUGUGGCUGAAGACAACGACCAGUCUCCCUUUUCUUCCCCCUUCAGCUUUAGUUUGCCAUACCAUCAAGAUGGCAUAUGGUCUGUGAAAAGAUUAAAUGACACAACAGCUACAUUGCAGCAGACCAAAGAGCUUCCUACAGGGAUAUACAAUGUUCCCAUGGACGUUACAGAUCUGCAGGGCUUUGGUAAAACGCAGACGGCGAAAGUAAGGAUCUGCCAGUGCAGGAAUGGAGCCUGCUUGCCCAAGCAAAACUCUGUGUCAUUAGGGGCACUGGCUUUACUGACUAUGCUGUUGCCUCUGGCCCUCCUCCUACUGCUCUGCUUACUCCUUGCCUUUUUCUGUGUGACAAAGAGAGAGAAGUUGGAACUUGACGAUGCAGGAGACAGUGGUGGAAUCCUGCUCAAAUCAAACACUGAGGCCCCAGGGGAAGAAGUGGAUUCAAGUCUCAUCACUGUUCCCACUGUUGGGUAUGAACCAGCAGUGAAGGGUUCAGUUAAGGGUUCUAUGGUGAAUGCAGGAUGGCUGGGGAACAACAGCUCCAGCACAAUCGGAGCCCAUGCCACACAUGAUAAUGGGAUUUAUAAGGCCGGUGUUCUCACAAACGAUAUGCAAGAGUACUAUGGCCAGUAUGAUAGCGGGUAUGGUACUCAUCACUUAAAUGGAGGUAAUCUUCUUGGUAGCGGUAUUGGCUUUGACAACAGACACCUUAUCCAGGACUCAGCUUUUCUUCACAACUGGCAAACAAAUGGCCGCUAUCUAUACCAGAAGCUGGCUUAUCUGGGAACAGAGGGUGACGGGCGGUACGCAGAUGACAUCAUCCACUCCUACGGGUUUGAGGGGGCGGGCUCUGCAGCAGGCUCUGUGGGAUGCUGCAGUGACAUUGGCGACAACGAUAACCUUGACUUCCUUAACACACUCGGACCAAAGUUCAAAACUCUCGCAGACACCUGCACAAAAACAUGAACAAUGAAGCUCGAAAAUAAUGGUGUUUACUUUUCACUGUAACGGAUGCAGAGAGGCGUGGGAUCUGAAUGCUUGGUAUGCCACUGAACAUAAAUGAGAAAAAGAACAAGCAGGUGGCAUCAGUGUGUGCACAUGUAUUGCUUUUUUUCCCCUCCUUUGCUGAUUUUUGGUAAGUCUUUUGCACUGAAAACUAUGCAGAUGCAGUCAGUUGUACAUAUUUUGUAUUGUAUAUUACGUGUUGUUUGCUUUUAGAGUCUUUGUUUUUCCAUCCACCCAAUAGCUAUACCCAUUUAUCCUUUUAGAGGAUGGUGGUGGGCUGGUUUUGCAGGUUCAUAAUGGUAGUUGAAUUGAUAUAUAUGCAGUGAAGGGCUGUGGGGUUUCAAUUAAUCAGUUGGAAGCAACUUUGGGUAUUUUGGUUAUUAUAAAUAAUCUUUGUUGACAGUAAAUGAUACAACUUGAGUGGCUGAUUUUAAAUUGUUUGCCAAAAUAAGUUUUAUAUUUUAAAUAUAUUUUUUAAAGAAAAAUAAAACAAAUACUUAAAUGGAAUAAGACAAUAAUAAAAUGGCCUUUUUAAAUAUUUCACAUGAAAAUACUUCAUUCAAAUUACAUGCUUAUAAUUAUUUAUCAGUUUUAAACAAUAUUGUUCCACUGGUUUUCCAAGUCAUACAGUAAUUAUCUGUGCAAACACAGUCCAGCGCAGCUCUUGACCGUCGAUUGAGCGUAGUUUCAGCCCUCAGUGUCAUUAAGGUUGUAGCAACAUUCUGACAGUAAUCCCGUGAAAGUCAGCACAAGGGUGUGAAUGGGAGGAGGGAGGUGUUACUGACAUUACCCGCAACUGUCUGAAUACAAGACUGUCCAGAUAUAAGAAAAGCAGAAGAGAUCAUAAAAAUGUCCUCAAACCUGCUAAUUAAAGGGAAUCUGGCAUUCCCAUAUGUGUAUAUGAAGUUGUCAAAGUUGUAAUUUAGUAUAGUCAUUACAGAACUUUCUCUUGGUGAACUUGUAUAAAACUAAAUCUGCUACAGUAGCACAAAUCUCAGCUUAAUUGAAUGGAAAUAAAAUUUUAUAAAAUAAAAUGGUUAUUUAAAAGGGUAUAAGCACUGUAACUCAAUUAAAUGCACCAAAAGCUUUGCUUACAGCUUGGAUCUCAUGUUACAGUAUGUUUUUUUUAAUAAACAUUAACUUGUAAAAUAAAAAAA
Siniperca chuatsi (mandarin fish) is the source of this 4191-nucleotide messenger RNA. It is a transcript of the gene dsc2l, whose product is annotated as desmocollin 2 like. Gene Ontology annotation, biological process: multicellular organism development; cell-cell junction assembly; regulation of synaptic transmission, glutamatergic. Gene Ontology annotation, cellular component: adherens junction; postsynaptic density; intercalated disc. Gene Ontology annotation, molecular function: cadherin binding; calcium ion binding. The record is from RefSeq and is a predicted model, not a curated record. Bases 296 to 2995 code for a protein of 899 amino acids. The transcript is spliced from 16 exons. Lineage: Eukaryota; Metazoa; Chordata; Actinopteri; Centrarchiformes; Sinipercidae.